CUUGCGGGGGGGAGAGUAACGUCGGGCCGGGUCAGCGGGCGCUGCAGUAGUCGCCGCAGCGGCUAUGGGAGCGGUGGGGACGAGGCGGCGGCGGCGGCGGCAGGAGGAGGUGCAGGGGCUGGCACGAGAGCAGCGGCCCGGGGAGGCCCGCAGCAACACCCGCAGCCGCCGCCGCCGCCUUUAGACGCGGACGGCACCCGAGGGGACCGCCGGCCGUCUAAGCCGCGCUCGGGUCCCGCCGCAGUGGGCGGCGGGGGAUGGGCAGGCGGCGGCGGGCCAGCCUGCUGAGCAGUGACUCCCGCCCGUGCGGACCCUGAGCUGAACCCUAGUCCUCCGCCGGAGAUCCUGCGUCCGCCGCGGCCCAGAAUUGUAAAACCAGUAAGAGCAAGUGCCUAUUGAAAGAAACUCACUCUUGGCUAAGAAGAGAAGUAGGAACUAGAUUAAAUGGAAGCCACCCUUGGGAGCUAGAUGCCUGUGUAGCUGUUUUACCACAUCAGUGUUUGGCAAUGAGUGGGGGAGGAGAGCAGCCAGACAUCCUCAGUGUUGGAAUCUUGGUCAAAGAAAGAUGGAAAGUGUUAAGAAAGAUUGGGGGUGGGGGCUUUGGAGAAAUUUACGAUGCCUUGGACAUGCUCACCAGGGAAAAUGUGGCACUGAAGGUGGAGUCGGCUCAGCAGCCAAAGCAAGUUCUGAAGAUGGAGGUCGCUGUGCUGAAGAAACUGCAAGGGAAAGACCAUGUUUGUAGAUUUAUUGGCUGUGGGAGAAACGAUCGUUUCAACUAUGUGGUCAUGCAAUUGCAGGGUCGGAAUCUGGCAGAUCUUCGACGGAGCCAGUCCCGGGGCACAUUCACCAUUAGCACUACUCUUCGGCUCGGGAGACAGAUUCUGGAGUCUAUUGAAAGCAUCCAUUCUGUGGGAUUCCUUCACAGAGACAUCAAACCGUCAAACUUCGCAAUGGGACGCUUUCCAAGUACAUGCAGGAAAUGUUUCAUGCUUGAUUUUGGCUUGGCCCGACAAUUUACAAAUUCCUGUGGUGACGUCAGACCACCUCGUGCUGUGGCAGGCUUUCGAGGGACAGUUCGUUAUGCAUCCAUCAAUGCUCAUCGGAACAGGGAAAUGGGAAGACACGAUGACCUUUGGUCCUUAUUCUACAUGUUGGUAGAGUUUGUGGUUGGUCAACUGCCUUGGAGAAAAAUAAAGGACAAGGAGCAAGUGGGUUCCAUUAAGGAGAGGUAUGACCAUAGGCUCAUGUUGAAACACCUCCCUCCUGAAUUCAGCACCUUUCUUGACCAUAUUUCCUCUUUGGAUUAUUUUACAAAACCAGACUACCAGCUUCUUGCAUCCGUGUUUGACAAUGGCAUCAAGACCUUUGGAGUGAUUGAGAGUGACCCUUUUGACUGGGAGAAGAGUGGGACGGACGGCUCCCUAACCACCACCACCACCUCUGCCACCCCUCAGCUGCACACCCGCUUGACCCCUGCUGCAAUUGGAAUUGCAAAUGCCACUCCUAUCCCAGGAGACUUGCUCCGAGAAAAUACAGAUGAAGUGUUUCCAGAUGAACAGCUUAGUGAUGGGGAGAAUGGUAUCCCUGUUGGUGUAUCACCAGAUAAAUUGCCUGGAUCUCUGGGGCACAUUCGCCCUCAGGAAAAGGAUGUCUGGGAAGAGAUGGAUAUCAACAAGAACAAGAUAAAGCUUGGAAUUUGUAAGGCUGCUACUGAAGAAGAAAAUAGCCAUGGUCAAGUAAAUGGCAUUCUCAAUGCUCCAAGCCUGGGCUCACCAAUUCGUGUCCGAUCAGAGAUUACUCAGCCAGACAGGGAUGUUCCCUUAGUAAGGAAGUUACGUUCGAUUCAUAGCUUUGAGCUAGAAAAACGUCUGACACUAGAGCCAAAGCCAGAUACUGACAAGUUUCUUGAGACCUGCAUGGAGAAAAUGCAGAAAGAUUCCAGUGCAGGAAAGGAAUCUGUUCUCCCUGCUCUGCCUCAUAAGCCUUGUGUUCCUGUUGUGUCCCGCACUGACCACAUCUGGCACUAUGAUGAAGAAUACCUUCCUGAUGCCUCCAAGCCUGCCUCUGCCAACACUCCAGAGCAGGCAGAUGGUGGCGGCAGCAAUGGAUUUAUAGCGGUUAACUUAAGCUCUUGCAAGCAGGAGGUUGAUUCCAAAGAAUGGGUGAUUGUGGACAAAGAGCAAGACCUUCAGGAUUUUAGGACAAAUGAGGUGUUAGGCCAUAAAACAACUGGAAGCCCUUCAGAUGAGGAGCCUGAAGUGCUUCAGGUCCUUGAAGGGUCAGCUCAAGAUGAAAAGAUCCAAGUAGGUCCUUGGACCAACAACCAUCACUUACAGGAAACCUCAGGUGUGGUCUUAGCGCUUUCUGCAGAAUGCCCUGCCACUGCUGCUUCAGAACAGUACCCAGACAGGCUAGACCUCCAGGCUGGAGCUGCUAGUCAGUUCAUCACAGUGACUCCCACAAGUCCAAUGGAGGCGCAAGCAGAAGGCCCCCUGACUGCGAUUACAAUUCCUAGACCUUCUGCGGCAUCAACACAGUCAACUUCAGGAAGCUUUCACUAUGGUCCGCAACCAGAGAAGAAAGAUCUUCAGCCCUUGGAACCCACUGUGGAACUUUAUUCUCCCAGAGAAAACUUCUCCUGCUUGGUUGCAACAGAGGGCGAACUUCCUAGUGGAGGAAGCAGAACGGAUUUGGGACUUCAGAUAGAUCAUACUGGUCAUGACAUGUUACCCAAUAUGAAAGACGGGGAUACAUCUCAAGACUUGGGACCAAAAGACUUUCCUGACCAUAAUAGAUUAGUUAUGAAAGAAUUUGAAAAUCUUCCUGGAGAAACAGAGGAAAAAGGCAUUCUUCUGGGCUCAGAUAAUGAAGAUGAGAAGUUAAGUAAAGGGCAGCAUUGUGUUGAAAUCUCUUUCCCAGGAGAUUUAGUAACUGCAGAAAGAGAUCAGUCAGCUACCACCGAACCUCUUGAUAUAUCAAAGACACAGAAUUUUAGUGUGGUGCCAAAUCAGGACAAAAACCAUGAGAUACUGAAGCUUUUGACAACUGGAACUUCAGAAAUUUCUCAACAAGUCAUUGACCCACCUGCUGAAGGGCAGAUUGGCCAGGUGGCGGUACCGCAAACGAAGCUCUUUAAGGAUGCGGACAUGAAGAGUGAAGACUUGCCAGGACAGCAGGGAGACCUCUCUACUUUUUUGCACCAAGAGGGAAAGAGAGAGAAAGUUGUCCCUAGAAAUGGAGAGCUAUAUCAUUGUGUCUCAGAGAAUGAACAUGGUCCUCCCACCCGGAAGGACAUACUUCGGUCAUCCUUUGUAACCAGGCACAGCCGGAUCCCUGUUUUAGCACAAGAAAUAGAUUCAACUUUUGAAUCAUCUUCUGCAGUCUCUGCAAAAGAAAAGCUUCUACAGAAGAAAGCCUAUCAGCCAGAACUAGUCAAACUUCUGGUAGAAAAAAGGCAGUUCAACUCUUUCCUGGGGGACCUCUCAAGUGCCUCUGAUAAGCUGAUAGAGGAGAAAUUAGCCGCUGCUCCUGUUCCCUUUUCUGAGGAAGAAGUCUUCACUCCCUUUUCCAGACUGGCAGUAGAUUCCCACCUGAGUAGAUCAGCUGAAGAUGGCUUUCUGACACCCAUCAUCUCCCAGUCUAGAAAGAGCAAGAUUCCAAGGCCAGUUUCCUGGGUCAGCACGGAUCAAGUUAAUAGCUCAGCUUCACCUCAGUUCUUGCCUCGGCCACCACCAGGAAAGCCACCAAUCAGGCCUGGAGUAGAAGCCAGGCUACGCAGAUAUAAAGUUCUAGGGAGUAGUAACUCUGACUCAGACCUUUUCUCUCGCCUGGCCCAAAUUCUUCAAAAUGGAUCUCAGAAACCCCGGAGUACUCCUCAAUCCAAGAGCCCAGGAUCUCCUCACAAUCCAAAAACACCACCCAAGAGUCCAGUUGUACCUCGCAGGAGUCCCAGUGCCUCUCCUCGAAGCUCAUCCUUGCCCCGAACAUCUAGUUCCUCACCAUCUAGGGCUGGACGGCCCCACCAUGAGCAGAGGAGUUCGUCCCCACAUCUGGGGAGAAGCAAGUCACCCCCCAGCCACUCAGGAUCAUCGUCGUCCAGGAGGUCCUGCCAACAGGAGCAUUGCAAACCCAGCAAGAAUGGCCUCAAAGGAUCUGGCAGCCUCCACCACCACUCAGCCAGCUCCAAAACUCCCCCAGGGAAGAGUAAGCCAGCCAGUAAACUCAGCAGAUAGGAAGCAAGCGGGCUGCAUCUCUGGGAAAGGUGUGAGAUCUUCCUCCUAGACCUGAUGCAUGUGUGUCUCUGUACUGUCUGUUUCAAACAAUCAGUGUUGAUCUUCUCUUGAAAAAGAAAGUAACAUGAUCGGUUAUUUAUAAGAAGACAUAACUAUAUACUAAGGAAUUACCUAGGGCAGGUAGGAAGCGGAUCAGGAAUCAAAUGCUUCAGUUCAUCAAAAUCCAAGGAGAAGAAACUCAUUAAAUGAGCUCUUGCUUAUAGCUGCCUUCAAAACAGAAAGUUGAGGAUAGGAAAUAGAAUGGGAUUUUAAGUGAUUUUGCCUAAUUUGUUAAUCCUCUACUCAAAGAGUAUAGCAAAAGUGUUUGAUAUUUUUAUUUACAACUUCUUAACCUUGGAGAGUCAUUGUGCAGACAUUCAAAUAUAUAAGAAGCCUGUUGCCAGGAAACUAGUACUUGGGUAUAUUUGGUUUGUGUGCUUAUUUAAUGAAUCCACACCUUUCUUUCCACUCAUUCUGAGUAUCUUUCCUAGGUUUGACAUUUUUUAAAAUUAAUAUUUCUUACCUCUUAUUUUAACAAUGCACCUUAAUAAGGGUUUCAGUAGCACACACUAACACUUUAAAAUCCACUUGCCCUUAUUUAGUCAAACCUUGUUAGUUUCUUUUGAGCCACAGUUUUUAACGCGUAUAUUUUUAAUCUCAAAAAGGAAAGAAAUGUCCAGCUAGAGCUGUUUGGGGCAGGUGUGUUUGGAGAGGGACAGAGAGUGGGACAAUGUCUUUAAAGGUAGAAGCACGCCUCGUACCUGACUCCAUUUCGUCUGUGUAGGAGACUGACCAGAGGAGACAGCUUCCUUUAUGUCCUCCCUGCGUUCUCUAGGGUCAGCCUUCAAGAUGGUGCUGGGAAAGCACACAACUUUGGAAUGUGGCUUAUGCUUUUAGAGAUUUAGAAAGAAAUUAAGUAUGCUAUUGAGGCUUAUAACCUUCAGAAUUUGCAUUUUAUAUAUUUAGCCAUAUACAUUUAGCCAAUAAGGAAUGAAUAUCUGGGGGAAUAAAUUUAGGCUAAAUAGUUUUCUUUCAGUGUUUUUAUCAUUUGGUUCUUGUGUUGUUUAUGCUUCAGCUUCUUAGCCUGAUCUCCACAUAAUCUCAAUUUAUAAAGUUGUAAGGAUGAUGACAUUUGUUCUGUUCUCACUCUCGUUCUAGUAAAAAUCAGGCAAAUUAAAGAAUGCCAGACUUUUUAAAUGGGCUCUUUGACGCCCUGUGAGUGUUUAGUAUGAUAAAACCUUAUUGAGGUCAGGGAAACUGAUCUGCCUGCUGUUGAAAUCUGCCUUCUAACAAACAUCUCCUUUCUCUUUGACCUGUGUUGCUGCCAAACCUAAAACAGUUGAAUUUGAGGUAGGGUGGGUGGAGAAGGAAAUGUAUUUCUUCACUAAGCGAGCAUAUUCCAGGGCUGCACCCCAGCUGCGCUAUUGCUGCACUGUUUCCUGUGUGAGCAUUCUCAAAAUCGGGACACUACACUGAGACAUAGGUCUCCCAUGAGAAAUGGAGCAUAGUGUGGAAUCCAUUUCUUCCCAGGUUCAAGCAUUUCAGAGCAGUGCAGCAGAAAGGCACACCUACUGUUUGUCCAUUAGAGCUGCUGCGGUACUGGAGACUGACCCUGUGUAUUAUACUGUAGAACAGCUGCUGCAAUUUAACUUGCAUGUCUUUCAUGGUAAAUGAUAUCAAUAUUUAUAAAUAUAGAGGCAUAUGCUUAUAUAAAUCCAUUCUUUCUCAUUCUGCAUUUGUAAUUUCAAGAUCCUAGAGGACGAAAUUCCUUUUCUAGUGUGUGCCUUGUGUACACUUGGGCACUGCCUAUCUUCAUUUUCUGAAAAUAUGUUCUGGGCAUGUGACACCGAAGAUUCUUCUUGCCUUCCAGGUGCAUAGUGCAACAGUUGGCGGUCUUUAGCAAGCCAAGGUAUAAGAUACUUAAUUUUCAUUUAAAAAGUAUUUUAAUAGGUGAAAUUUUAAACAGGAUAUGCUUGUAAUACAGGCUCAAAGAUUACUCAUGUUAGCCCCAUAGUUCUGUCGUUACGGUUAGAGUACAUCGAUGGGCAUUAUAAUUAUGGAUCUGGCACCAGUUGAUUUUUAAAACAUUUCCUGAAAGUUGCCUCUUUCAUGUCACUCUUGAAUGGCAGUGAGGAUGUAGGAUAAUUAAGAAAUUAUCUUUCUUCUGUUUCAUAAGCUAAAUGAUGCUAAAAGUAGCCAGCUUUAAUAUUGACCUCUCUACUCAGAAAUGUGCUAAUAGUAACCACUGGGAAAGCUAAUACAGCCCAGCCUUUUCCUUUCUGAAUUUCUCUGCUAACAGUCAAACCCAAAGUAAUGGCAGCAUGACAGGAUGUUUUCUGUUUUGGUUUCUUUGUUUUCUCCAACCUUUUAAUGUGUUGCCUCCUUUUCUACAUGUCAUUAACAAACUCAUCAAAAUCCAGAGACAAAUGGCCUCAUUACAUGAGAAUGUUUUAUUAUGCAUGUAGGGAAAAGAGCCAACCAAAGAUGUUUUUGCUCUGAAGAAAAGGAAAUGGACUAAUUAUAUUUUAUCUAUCACUAGGUCCAUUUAUUAAGUGCUGUCCUGAUAUAGAGAUUAAAAAGCUGAGCCAGGUGGUAGUGGUGCACGCCUUUAAUCCCAGCACUCGGGGAGGCAGAGGCAUGUGGAUCUCUGAGUUCGAUUUCAGCCUGGUCUACAGAGUGAGCUUCAGGACAGCCAGGGCUACACAAGAAACCCUGUCUCCAACAACCCCCACCCCCAAGAGAGAUUAAAAAGCAUAGUUUGUGCUUUUAGAUGUUACAUUUCUUUCAGGUUAAAAAUAGAAGUUGGCAACCUUAAGCAACACUUUUGGAUCAGGAAUAUGAUCCAGAGAAUCAAGCUUUUGUUUUGGUUUGGCUUUUUCAGUUCCUUAUUUUGAGGUUUUUAUUGAUGGCAUAUUUCAGAUUUUAGCCACAGAUCAUCCAAAUAAAUAUGAACAGUUUGGCUAUUUUACUUAAGGUGAGGAACAUAUGGCCUAAGCUAUAACAAAAGCAGUAUGAAACUGAAGUUAUCUUUUGGAAAACAAGUACCUCCUGGCUUCCAUCUGUACAGGCUACUGACUUAUGCCCGCCUUUGCCUUGUUUAGUCCCUGGGAUUAUUUCCGUGGAGCAAAAAAUGGACAUAGCAAUAGCUUUAGGUAAUGUUGCUCCCAAAUUAUACUACUGACCUUCAGACUUUGUGAAUUGCUUGAAAUAUUAAAAUCAUACCUAGUAAUCUUGCAUAGACUCAACAUAUUUGACUUUAAUGGAUAGUGAACAGAGGAGGAAAUUGGAUUAUAUCCAAUUCUACAUUAAGAUUUAGAGUUUUAAGUCACCUUCCAAUGAAGCUGUCAGCAGCCAUGCACUUAUCUCCAACCCUGGUACAUAAGCUGGCCUUGCAGACAAGAGCACGGCUACCUUUAGUUUUUUUAGUUGCAUGCUUUGCAAUGAAUGUUUUUGGUAAAAGUUGUCUAACAAGUUAAUCAAGGCCUAAAAAAAAGUAGCAAAAUGGUCAAAGGCCCACUGUCAUCAUUAUCCACUUUACAUUAUUUGCUCUAGCAUACAAAACCACUGUGUGCUGAUUUGGUGUUCUACAUGUGCAGUACCUCUGUCUGUUUCAUUCCUGGCCACUGGGAGAACUUGAGGGGCUUCAGCAGGUACCAGAGAUUUCCUCCCAGCCACAGAUUCCCAGGCUACUGUUUCUAUGAGUGCAUCCAUUGUACAAAGAAAAAGGUAUACAUUGCUGCAUGUUUUAUAAACCUAGACCAGAUAGCUAAGUCAUAAGAUUUUCUACACCCAAUAACCUUGAUGACAAACAGGUGCCUUUCUUCAAGGGCAGAAAAUUUUACAUUUCUAAUCUAACAUUAGGAAUUGGUAACAGGAUCCACAAUUUAGUGGCUUAAGGAACAAUGCAUCUUGAAAAUGCUGUCUUAAAAUACAUUUUUAGAUAAUCUAGAUUUAGCCUUGGAGAUCAAAGUUUUCAUAUUUUAAAAACUUGCUAGCUAGGUGUGGUGGCUCAUGUUUCUAACCCAGUACUUGAGGGAAUGAGGUAUAAAGAUGGAAGAGAAUCUGAAGCCAACCUCAGCUUCAUAGUGACUUCAAGUCCCCCUGGGCUAUAGUGUGAGAACCUCUCAAAAAAACAAAACAGAAACUCUGUUCUUUUUCAUAUGAUUUUUUAAGUUUUCAUACAUAUAUGUAUAUAUUGUAUGUUGAGUAUACUCCCUCUCAUUCUUUCAUAUCUGCCAAUAUGGCACAUCUUAAAAUUAUUUCUUCUUUCAUAUUCAUGCAAGGACUAAGUUGUUUACAUUCGUUUUUUAAAAAUUUGCCUAUUUCUGGUUUUGUGUUAGGAUACUGUUUCUGGGGAGAGGUCAUUUAGCACCUCUUUCACUGAGGUAAUAGGGCAGCUGCAACCAACUGUAUGGUUUAACUUUCUUGAAUUUGGUUCUAUAGACAAUGUGUUUGCAGAAUAGCUCUUUAGGAUUUAAUCCAAAUGCAUUAUAGGAUUACAGCAUGUAACUACACUGGUAGUCCUUAUAUGCCAACAUAUACCCAAGUUCAGAAGCCACUGUGGUGCAUAAAGACCUUAACUUCUUAGGGAAGGAAACUUAGGCAGUUCCACAACUUGGACAGCAUGGGAGUUGUGAUGCUUGGUAAGCACCAAGUGGUUAUUAAUGCACCCCACUUCCUGUCCUCACCAAAACUUUACAAAACUCUAGUGUAUACUGUGAGAAUGUGUAAGAAAGUGGAAACUCCUCAUAUUAUUGGGUAUUUGCCAUAUUUUGGCCAUUUCUCCAGAAAUUUAACACAAUCUCGGAGCCUUCAGAGUCUUGUUACCCAACACUGCUUGCCAGAACUGCAGGAAGAGAAGAAUCCGUAUAGUUCCUAGGUAACUAAUCCCAAGUAUGGGACAAGAACCCCUAUGCACUUAGAGGGGAUCUGGCUUUCAGUUAAGUUCUUCCUCUUGUCAGAGGAUUUGCAUCACAAUCUCAAGAUGCUAAAUGGCCAAGAUUUACUCAGUAACGACUUCAGUAGUUUGCUCUCCCACACUAGGACUAAUAACCAGGCUGGCCAAGGCAUGUUCAAGGUAAUGGGAUUAUUUUCCUCUAUUUGACUCAGACCUUGGCUUUAAGGAACCCUGUAGCAGAAGUAAAGUGGCAUUCCUUCCAUUGCCCCUAUAAUGUAACAAGUUUCUGCCUUCUCUCGUGGGUGUGAUAGUAUCGACACUAUAGACAGGUGGCUGACCACUUCUCCUGGUACCUUCAACCAGACUUUUUAGACCAACAACAGGAUGAAUGAGGCAGAUCUAACAGUGGUUAGAUUUCUCUAUAAUUUAAAAUUGUUUUGUAUUGUACACACAAUUGUUUGUUCAACUAAAGACAUUAGUAAACCAAGUUUUUAUGUAAACUAUUCUUGCCAUAUGAUACUUUUAAAAACUCCUAUAAAACAUGAUUUAAAUCCUCAAAAAUUCACUUGUAUAACAAGCAAACUAUGCCAGGUGUUUUUUGCUCAUCUACAGCAGUAAACAAGGCUACAGAGUUUAGCUGUGAUUUAUUUUAGAGUGUUUGAUGAGAAGAAAGCUUUGAGACAAAAACCUUUUUUUUUUUUUUUUUUUUUUGGUUUGGUUUUUCAAGAUAAGGUUUCUGGCUGUCCUGAAACUAGCUUUGUAGACCAGGUUAGCCUUGAACUCAGAGAUCCGCCUGCCUCUGCCUCUUGGAAUGCUGGGAUUAAAGGUGUGCACCACCACCACUACCAAGCCUAACUAAAAUAGUUUCAUUGAACUAUUAAUCAAUUAGUGUAAUUAGUUCUCUAAGUUAAAGACUUCAGAAAUUAAAAUAUAGAAAAUAAAGGAACUACAUCUUUUAAGACAAAGGAAAUGUAGCACAGGGCCACUCAGGACUUGGAAAUUGGAUUGGAUUGCCUAGACUUGGUGGUCAGUGUCUGUAAUCCCAGCAUUUAGGAGGUGAAGGCAAGAACAGAAGUUGAAGGUCUUAAUGUGCUACAUAAUGAGUUUGAAGCCAACUUGGGCUCCAUGAGACCCUGUCUCAAAAAAAAAAAAAAAAAAAAGCAAAAAACUUAGAUGAGAUUGGAUUGGAUGGGUUGAGUACAAAGAACAGAUCUGAUGAUCCAGGAUUGAGCCACCUGCUGUUCCCUGAAUUAGAGUUCUCAUUUCCCUUUUGACACCUUUCUUAAAAUAGCACCUAUUUCAUCCGACCAUUUAUUUACAAACUCCAAGCAAAGGAGGCAUGUCUGCUUUCGUGUUAGGUAUAAAUGUUGUAAGUUUAUUAGCUAUUAUUGGCAAAUGCCGUCAGAUUUAGUUACAACCUGAAUUCUUGUAUUGAACAAGACAAAUGAGUUAGAUUGCUUUAAUCCGUCUUACUGUCCUCCUCUUAAUGAGAUGAGAAAUUGCUCUCUGAAGUUCUUUUAAAUGUAUUGCACUGUAUCCCUUUCCCUCCACAUAGCUUCCCUUGAUGUGUUUUUGCUCAGGCAACCAAGGGCAUAGAGUAUUGAAAGAAGAACAUGGAGUGCUUUUGUAUAGGCCAUCUGUACAUAAAAGUGUAAUUAUUUAUUUAAUUUCCCCAUUUGUACCAUAUUAAAGCUUUGUACAGUGUUUUAAGUUCUGUUUUAAAAUUAUUUUGUAUUUUAUUUUUAUAAUCUAGUAAAUAAAACAUUCAGUACGCAUGCAAACGUUA
This is a messenger RNA of Peromyscus californicus insignis, 10954 nucleotides long. It is a transcript of the gene Ttbk2, whose product is annotated as tau tubulin kinase 2. Gene Ontology annotation, cellular component: ciliary basal body; cytoplasm; nucleus. NCBI's taxonomy places the organism in Eukaryota, Metazoa, Chordata, Mammalia, Rodentia, Cricetidae. The coding region runs from base 507 to 4232 and encodes 1241 amino acids. Gene Ontology annotation, biological process: cilium assembly; peptidyl-serine phosphorylation; signal transduction. Gene Ontology annotation, molecular function: protein serine/threonine kinase activity; ATP binding. The transcript is spliced from 16 exons. The record is from RefSeq and is a predicted model, not a curated record.